Molecule: messenger RNA, 3704 nt
Organism: Dipodomys ordii (Ord's kangaroo rat)
Lineage: Eukaryota; Metazoa; Chordata; Mammalia; Rodentia; Heteromyidae
Gene: Ppargc1b
Product: peroxisome proliferator-activated receptor gamma, coactivator 1 beta
Exons: 12
Coding region: 12-3071 (1019 amino acids)
Biological process (GO): positive regulation of transcription by RNA polymerase II
Cellular component (GO): nucleus
Molecular function (GO): RNA binding; transcription factor binding
Source: RefSeq, a predicted model, not a curated record
GCGGCUGGAAGAUGGCGGGGAACGACUGCGGCGCGCUGCUGGACGAGGAGCUCUCCUCCUUCUUCCUCAACUAUCUGGCAGACACGCAGGGUGAGGCAGCCGGUGAGGAGCACCUCUGCGCGGACUUUCCUGAGCUUGACCUCUCUCAGCUGGAUGCUACCGACUUUGACUCAGCUACCUGCUUUGGGGAGCUGCAGUGGAGCCCGGAGAACUCUGAGACUGAGCCUCACCAGUACAACCCUGACGACAGUGAGCUCUUCCAGAUUGACAGUGAGAAUGAGGCCCUCCUGGCCGCACUCACCAAGACCCUGGACGACAUCCCUGAAGAUGACGUGGAGCUGGCUGCCUUCCCAGGCCUGGAGGAGGGGGACACACCCUCCUGCACCUCAGCUUCACCUGGCCCCUUGUCUACGCCCCCCAGUCCUGCCAUGGAGAGGCUCUUGGCUCCAGUGUCUGAGGUUGAUGAGCUGUCACUGCUGCAGAAGCUCCUCCUGGCCACUUCCUCCUCAACUCCAGCCUCUGAAUCCCAGAAGGAGGGGACUUCCUGGCGCCAAGCCAGCCUCAGGUCCAGGCGUCAGCGGCCUUGUGUCAAGGUGGACAACACCCAGGACAAGAAGGUCCCCAUGCCACGGUGCCAAAGCCGGAAUUGUACAGAACUACAUAAGCACCUUACCUCCGUGCCAGCCUGCCCCCGUGUCCCGGGCACGGGCCUGCAGCUGCCACCAGGCCUGAGUCCCCAACGUCUCGCCAAGGAGGAUGAGGAGCCAGGGGAGGACUGUCCAAUCCCCUGGCCUGCUGCAGCCUCUCCCCAAGACUCUCUGGCUCCAGACAUUGCCCAGGGUUCCCAGGAGGACGUGAAGGCAGUGGUACAGCUCAUCCGCUACAUGCACACCUACUGCCUGCCCCAGAGGAAGUUGCCCCCACAGGCCGCAGAGCCGGCCACUCAGCCCUGCAGCAGCCCCUCCAGGCAGGCCCCACGGCGGCCUCGGCACUCCUCCAAAGCCUCCUGGGCAGAGUUCUCCAUCUUGAGGGAACUUCUAUCCCAGGAUGUGUCCUGUGAUGUCAGCAAACCCUAUCGCCUGGCCACGCCUGUCUAUGCCUCCCUCACAUCCCGGCCAAGGCCCAGGGCCUCCAAAGACAGCCAGGCCUCCCCUGCUCACCUAUCCCCUGUGGAAGAGGUGAGGAUUGCAGCUUCACCCAAAAGCACUGGGCCCAGACCCAGCCUGCGCCCACUGAGGCUGGAAGUGAAAGGUGAUGUCAGCCAGUCUGCCAGGAAGCAGGAGGAAGAAGAUGAAGAUGAGGAAGAUGAGGAGGAGGAGGAAGAAGACAAAGAAGAAGAGGAGGAGGAGGAGGAGGAGUGGGGCAGGAAGAGGCUGGGCCGAGGCCUGCCCUGGACCAAGCUAGGGAGGAAGUUGGAGAGCUCUAUAUGUCCCGUGCGGCGGUCGCGAAGACUGAACCCCGAGCUGGGCCCCUGGCUGGCAUUCACUGAUGAGCUGCUGGUCCCUUCAGAGCCCCGAGAUGCUUUGCCCUCCUUGUGCCAGGCUCCUGGGACUUACCACGCAGAGGAGGACGUGGGCAGCCUCGUCGAUGAGGACAGUGGCCAAGAUCAACAGGGCCUCCGGGGCCCCCAGAUCCCAGCCCUGGAAAGCCCCUGUGAAAGUGGGUGUGGGGACCCGGAUGAUGACCCCGGCUGCCUGCAGCUCCCUUCCAGAGACUCUCCCAGGUGCCUCAUGCUGGCAUUGUCACAAAGUGACCCUCUUGGCAAGAAGAGCUUUGAGCAGACCUUGACAGUGGAGCUCUGUGGCACCGCAGGACUCACCCCACCUACCACACCUCCAUACAAGCCCACGGAGGAGGACCCCUUCAAGCCAGACAUCAAACACAGCCCUGGCCAAGAUGCAGCUCCCAGCACCCCUGAGGCUCUUCAGCUCACAGCCUCCCCAGGGGUUGCCCAGAGGCUGCCCAAGAGGCAACCGGAGCGAAGUGAGCUCCUGUCUCACCUGCGACACACCCCGGCCCAGCCCAUCUCCCAGGCUGGCCAGAAGCGCCCCUUCUCCUGCUCCUUUGGAGACCAUGACUACUGCCAGGUGCUCAGGCCAGAGGGCGCCCUGCAGAGGAAGGUGCUGAGGUCCUGGGAGCCAUCUGGGGCCCGUCUGGAGGACUGGCCCCAGCAGGGCACCUCCCCAAAGGCUGAACCACAGCCCCCUAGGAGGGAGGAAGACCGGAGUUGUGAUCCUGGCCCCCCACCCAGGGAUAGCAUGCAGCUGAGAGACCAUGAGAUCCGCGCCAGCCUCACCAAGCACUUUGGGCUGCUGGAGAUGGCCCUGGAUGAUGAAGACCUGGCCUCAUGCAAGAGCCCUGAGUAUGACACCGUCUUUGAGGACAGCAGCAGCAGCAGUGGUGAGAGCAGCCUCCUCCUGGAGGAGGAGGAGGACGAGGGCGUGGAGGAGGAGGACGAUGAAGAAGAGGACUCAGGGGUCAGCCCCCCUUGCUCCGACCACUGCCCCUACCAGAGCCCACCCAGCAAAGCCAGCCGGAAGCCCUGUUCCCGCAGCCGCUCGAGCUCCGGCUCCUCAUCCUGCCGAUCCUGGUCACCAGCCACCCGAAGGAAUGACAGAUGUGAGAGCCAAGGGCCCUGUUCGGAUGGAAGGCCAAGCAUCCGUCACGCCACGAAGCGGUGGGAAAAGGCCAUUGGCGAAGGCCGCAUGGUAUACGUUCGGAAUCUCUCCAGCGAUAUGAGUUCGAGAGAGCUGAAGAGGCGCUUUGAGGUGUUUGGAGAGAUUGUGGAGUGCCAGGUGCUGACAAGAAGUAAGAGGGGUGAGAAGCAUGGCUUCAUCACCUACCGGUGUUCGGAGCACGCAGCACUCUCUCUGAGGAAUGGUGGGACACUGAGGAAGCACCACGAGCCUUCCUUGCAGCUGAGCUAUGGAGGACUCCAGCACUUCCGCUGGCCCAGAUACACUGACUAUGAUCCCACUUCAGAAGAGGCCCUUCCCACGUCUGGGAAAAGCAAGUAUGAAGCCAUGGAUUUUGACAGCUUACUGAAAGAGGCCCAGCAGAGCCUGCAUUGAUAACAGCCUUAACCUUCGAGGAAUACCUCAAUACCUCAGACAAGGCCCUUCCAAUAUGUUUACGUUUUCAAAGAAAUAAGUAUAUGAGAAGGAGAGUGAGCGAGCAAGCGUGAGAGAACACACAUGAGAGCGAGCGAGCGAGCGAGCGAGACUUGGAACUGCUGUUCUUUCCUUUAAAAAAAAAUCAAUGUUUACAUUGAACAAAGCUGCUUCUGUCUGUGAGUUUCCAUGGUGUUGACAUUCUACUGCCGCAUUAGUGACCUCGCUUCCAGUAGGCUGUCCUGGGUGUGCCUCGAAGUGCUGGUUCAGUCGCCCUCUGCCCCUCCUGCCCGACUGACUUCCUCUUGUAGAACUUGCCCUGUGUUCCCUGUAGCAUCUGUCUGUAGUGUGUGCUGAUGAAAUUGCUCUUUGUGAAUAGAAUCAGGACUAUAAACUCAUUUUUAAUGGAAGAACACAAAAGUAUAUCCUUAAAAUAAUGUAUUUACGGCUCAGAUGCACUGUACCUGGGGUUCUUGUAUUGCUUCCUCAAUUUUUUUUUUUAAAACUGUGCACUGUCAUGAGGUGUUUGCUACUGAGCUGUGCUGCUCCCCUGGCCAGAUUGCCCUGGAGAUGCUGGGUCGCUGCUGUUCAGGU